Dicentrarchus labrax (European seabass) is the source of this 4915-nucleotide messenger RNA. RefSeq names its product radixin. The record is from RefSeq and is a predicted model, not a curated record. Gene Ontology annotation, biological process: regulation of cell shape; positive regulation of early endosome to late endosome transport; positive regulation of protein localization to early endosome. NCBI's taxonomy places the organism in Eukaryota, Metazoa, Chordata, Actinopteri, Moronidae. Gene Ontology annotation, cellular component: apical part of cell; filopodium; plasma membrane. Gene Ontology annotation, molecular function: cell adhesion molecule binding; actin binding. The transcript has 15 exons. The coding region runs from base 297 to 2042 and encodes 581 amino acids.
AUUUUAUUCCGGCUGGCUCGACGCUGGCACCCCAAAUCGCCUUAUGGUCGCUAAGACUUGAACGGUUUCUCUAUGUCUGCGAGAAUUUGUUUCGGUAAAAGCACUACGAGAUAAGGAGCGAGGACCGGAACGGGUUUCUCAUCGUGGACAUUUCUGUUACAUCUGAAGAUACGAGGCUUUUUCUACAAAUUUAAAGACAUACUUCGUCCCCCCGGUCCUGUGAUACAGGUGUUGUUGCCGUCCUGUGACGGAUUUAUCCUCUCAGCUGUCGGGUGUAAGGAGGAGAGGAAGCAGAGAUGCCGAAACCGAUCAACGUACGUGUGACCACCAUGGAUGCAGAGCUGGAGUUUGCCAUCCAACCUAAUACCACAGGAAAACAGCUCUUUGACCAGGUGGUGAAGACGGUGGGACUGCGGGAGGUCUGGUUCUUUGGCCUGCAGUAUGUGGACAGUAAAGGCUAUAUCACCUGGCUCAAACUCAACAAGAAGGUGACCCAGCAGGAUGUGAAGAAAGAGAACCCUCUGCAGUUUAAGUUCAGAGCCAAGUUCUUCCCUGAGGAUGUCUCAGAAGAACUAAUCCAGGAGAUCACCCAGAGACUCUUCUUCCUGCAGGUGAAGGAGGCCAUCCUGAACGAUGAAAACUACUGUCCCCCAGAGACAGCUGUGUUACUGGGGUCAUACGCUGUCCAAGCCAAGUAUGGAGACUACAACAAAGAUGUGCACAAGCCUGGGUACCUUACCCAUGACAGACUGCUGCCUCAGAGAGUCCUGGAGCAGCACAAGCUGACCAAGGAGCAGUGGGAGGACAGGAUACAGACUUGGCACGAAGAACACAGAGGAAUGCUCAGAGAGGACUCUAUGAUGGAAUAUCUUAAAAUCGCCCAGGACUUAGAGAUGUACGGAGUCAACUACUUUGAGAUCAAAAACAAGAAGGGCACACAGCUGUGGCUGGGCGUGGAUGCUCUUGGCCUCAACAUUUAUGAACACGAAGACAAGUUGACACCAAAGAUUGGCUUCCCCUGGAGUGAGAUUCGAAACAUCUCUUUCAAUGACAAGAAGUUUGUCAUCAAACCUAUUGACAAGAAAGCACCUGACUUUGUGUUCUAUGCCCCACGACUGCGCAUCAACAAGCGCAUCUUGGCAUUGUGUAUGGGUAACCACGAGUUGUACAUGAGGAGGAGAAAGCCCGACACCAUCGAGGUGCAGCAGAUGAAGGCUCAGGCCCGGGAGGAGAAGCACCACAAACAGAUGGAGAGGGCUCAGCUGGAGAAUGAGAAGAAAAAGCGCGAGUAUGCGGAGAAAGAGAAGGAGAGGAUAGAGCGUGAGAAGGACGAGCUCAUGGAGAGGCUGAGACAGAUUGAAGAGCAGACGAUGAGAGCUCAGAAAGAGCUUGAGGAGCAGACUCGCCUGGCCAUGGAGCUGGAGCAGGAGAGAAAGCGGGCGAGGGAGGAGGCCGAGAGACUGGAGAGAGAGAGGCAGGUUGCUGAGGAGGCCAAGGCAGAGCUGGCCAGACAGGCUGCAGACCAGCAGAAGACCCAGGAGCAACUGGCUUCUGAACUGGCUGAAUUCACAGCCAAGAUUGUUCUCCUGGAAGAAGCCAAGAAGAAGAAAGACGAAGAGGCCACAGAAUGGCAGCACAAGGCCCUGUCAGCACAGGAGGACCUGGAGAAGACCAAGGAGGAGCUGAAGACCGCAAUGACAGUGGUGCCGGUGCCUCCCGGCGGCAACGCUGAGAAUGAGCACGACGAGCAGGAUGAGAACCACGCGGAGGCCAGCGCCGAGCUCUCCAACGAGGGCGUCAGCCAGCUAGACCUCCGCAGUGAAGAGGCGCGUGUCACUGAGGCCCAGAAGAAUGAGAGGGUCAAACAACAGCUGCAGACGUUAAGUUCAGAGUUGGCCGAGGCCAGAGACGAAACCAAGAAGACGCAGAACGAUGUGCUCCACGCCGAGAACGUGAAAGCAGGCCGUGACAAAUACAAAACGCUGCGCCAGAUCCGAUCGGGCAACACGAAGCAGCGCAUCGAUGAGUUUGAGUCCAUGUGAGAAACGGCACCCCUGUCCCCUCGCCCAUCUUUCCCUCAGGGGUGUCUGCUCCCGAACUUUCCCCUCAGCAGCCGCUCAACUUUCAUGGACAACAGAUGCUGCCGUCCUUGUAAUCCCACCAAGUCCCCCUCAACGCCCACAAGGCAAUCCUGAGAAAUCAUCUUGUCAAAAACUGCCAAAGCCCCGCCCCACAUCUCCACUCUGAAAGUUACGGAUAUCUCCCUUCAUUUGGAGCUGCCUACACGCCACUCUGAACAAGCAAAGAUCGUUGUAAAGCAGAGAUUCUGUAAUCCUUAAGAGAAACUGUAAAACCAAAAUGAAAACAAUUGGAUUUUUUAUUUUGAGCAAACAUGGCCAUAGCAAGCUACUUUUGUUUUUUUUGUUUUUUUUUUUGUUUUGCUUGAUGACUUGUAUGUAAAGGUUUAGUAUAGGUCUUCAAUCUACCGUGUCCUCUCCUUGUUUUUAAGUUGUUUCCCUCUGCUUUAGUUUGACUCGUUUUAUUGAUGAUGCCCUUCUUUUUAGUUGUCUGUGGAACACAUUGAUGCUGGGUUCAGUCCCAGAACUCCGAGUAAAUACCGGAGUUUGGGGAUAAAUUAAGUCAGUAUUUUCAUUCAGCGUCAAAGCGCUGCUACCUUACAUGAUGUCAAACUAUAUCACAAGCUAGUUAUGCUAAUUCUCUUAGCAUCUGUGAGUCAUUAGAGAGCUGAGCUGAGCUCUAUUCAAUCAAUUCAAACUUAUGUGAAUGUUACACUUCGAUAAAAACACGACACUGCAGUAUUGUUAAAGUUUUGAUUUCAGGCUGAAUAUCAAAAAUAGCAGUAUUUUCAGAUUUUGAUGGAAAUCCUUUCUGUGAAUGACAUCGGGAAAAGAGCCACCCAACUUUGGUUUUGAUGAUUGAAUGUAGAAAAGGUAACAAAGGGAAAGUUUUUUUUUUUUUUUUUUUUUUUUAAACAUGCACAGGUGGUAGGAUAGCACGUAAUGAGCUUGUGCCACUGUGCUAUGGCCCUCGAGCUUAAAAGUGUUAUGAAGAUAAGCUAAUUUGUGUGUGUGUGUGUGUGUGUGUGUGUGUGUGUGUGUGUGUGUGUGUGUGUGUGUGUGUGUGUGUGUGUGUGUGUGUGUGUGUGUGUGUGUGUGUGUGUGUGUGUGUGUGUGUGUGUGUGUGUGUGUGUGUGUGUGUGUGUGUGUGUGUGUGUGUGUUCUCCAGAUGCAUCCCAGUGUUUCAUUCCCAGUCACCAUAGAUGGUUUUCUCUGCCUGCCAGCUCACAAAGGAACCCAGGGUAUUAAAUGGACAGCGAGAGGAACAGAUAGAUGAGCAUCAGCGUACGUCCCGGCUGUUUGUCUUUCUGUCCAGUUGUGUGAGUGUGUACGUGUGUGGAAGCCAAGUCCUGGCACCUCUCUGGCUGGGGAGCUUAUGAAAACAUCAGUCCUCGACCCGGGACAGAUCUCUACCUCAGUAAUGUUAGCAGUGGUGACUGACAGUCACACACUAAGGGUGCUCCCUCCUUCCCUCCCUCUCCAAAAAAACAAAAAGUCAUGAUUUUAGGUGGUCGCUGUUACUUUCUCGGGUGGCGCUCCUGGGCAGGCUACGUUUGGUCAGAGCCCAGUUGCUUUGUGGCUGUACGUUGGUUAAGGAUUUCAAGAGAACAUUAAGGGUCAAUGUAGAACAUACCUCCUGAGUGAGAUCUAAAAGUGUUAUUUCUUACAUUUAAAGCUAGUUUUAUAUAAUAAUCUCCACGCUCCUGGCCUUGCUCAGAUGUUUUCAUUCAUUCUGUCCAAGAAAGAAAAAGAAAUAUCCCAAACAAUGAGGAAGGUGAAAUAAAUAAAUAAUGCUGCAAAUAUCAGAAUGGAAAUUAACUUUUUUAUACAGAGAAUUUUCCUGUGAGGCAUUUGGUUCUAAGGAGCCACAGGUUGUUCACAGAGCUCGACGCUCGUUUAAAAGAAGGUUCUCGUGUAAAAUUAUUAAAAUGGCCUUCAACAUCUGCUCAGAACUUUGUCUCUUCGGUUACAAUUUCACUUUAAAGAGACCGUUUGCAGAGAGACUUGUGAAUACGUAAAGAGAAGAGUUUUUAGUUGGUCUUAAUGUGAAGGGACCUUGCUAUUAUGAUACAAAAUCUCUCCCGAUUCAAAUGGAGAGUAGGCCAAUUUCUUCCCACUAAAAUUCUCAUCUAACAGACAACAAAUUGACUCCAUCUUUCGUGGGGUGGAAAAUAUGUUCCAGGGUGCAUUUUUUUGAAAUGAGUGGACAUGAAGUUUUCCUUUUUUUUUUUUUUUUUUUUUUUUUUAUGAACAACAUGAUGAAAAAUGUAAAUGGUAUUAUUUGUUACGCUUUACUUGACAGCUGGUGUGGGUUGAUAUUUUUUUAAUAGUCAGAGUUUUAAAGUUAAAGCACUUGUAUGAAACAAGACACUGAAGCCUGCCUUUUGUGUUUAACUUCACAGUGUCCAUUGUUAGCGUUGUUUUGCCAUAGGAGGUAAAAAAAAAAAAAAAAGAUCUUGUGCUUCCAGCUCAUAUUUUUGUAUUGUGUUCAAAGACCCUAACCUAACCUAAACCAGCAACACGCAUCGCUAUACCGGACAGCUUCAUCGGAGGGGAAAACUCUUUUUGACGCAUCUACACCCCCAACCCCCCCUUCCCCCCCGUGUUCAAGCUGUAAGGCUUCAGUUGGACUCUUCACAGCAGAAUGUCAUUGGCCUGCCUGUCCCCUCCGAUGAAGCCAGCGUCUGUGAUGAUGCCUGCUCUGGCACCAGCUGUCACGUUUUGCCGUUUCUUUUUUUGUUUUUUUUCCUUAUGUUCAUGUUAGUAUUCUUAAGAUAGGAGGCACAGAUGGAUUGCAGUCCAUUUCAUUGGUUCACAAAUAAAAGUUUUAAAUUUUG